Messenger RNA from Oxyura jamaicensis (ruddy duck), 396 nucleotides. Its product is annotated as olfactory receptor 1F12-like. Lineage: Eukaryota; Metazoa; Chordata; Aves; Anseriformes; Anatidae. Gene Ontology annotation, biological process: G protein-coupled receptor signaling pathway. Gene Ontology annotation, molecular function: G protein-coupled receptor activity. The annotation marks the transcript as partial. The record is from RefSeq and is a predicted model, not a curated record. Gene Ontology annotation, cellular component: membrane. The transcript has a single exon.
AUGUGUAACAGCAGCUCCAUCACCGAGUUCCUCCUGCUGGCAUUCGCAAACACACAGGAGCUGCAGCUCCUGUACUUUGCGCUCUUCCUGGGCAUCUACCUGGCUGCCCUCCUGGGCAACGGCCUCAUCCUCACCGCCGUAGCCUGCGACCACCGCCUCCACACCCCCAUGUACUUCUUCCUCAUCAACCUUGCUCUCCUCGACAUGGGCUGCAUCUCCACCACUCUCCCCAAAGCCAUGGCCAAUGCCCUCUGGAACACCAGGGCCAUCUCCUAUCAAGGGUGUUCUGCACAAGUCUUCUUUUUAGUCUUCUUGUUCAGUUCAGAGUAUUUCCUCCUCACUGUCAUGGCCUACGACCGCUACGUUGCCAUCUGCCAGCCCCUGCACUACGGGAGC